This is a messenger RNA of Sesamum indicum (sesame), 1156 nucleotides long. Its product is annotated as Chaperone DnaJ-domain superfamily protein. Gene Ontology annotation, cellular component: cytoplasm. The record is from RefSeq and is a predicted model, not a curated record. NCBI's taxonomy places the organism in Eukaryota, Viridiplantae, Streptophyta, Magnoliopsida, Lamiales, Pedaliaceae. Gene Ontology annotation, biological process: protein refolding.
CAGCUACUUCCUUCUCUUCCCUCUACUCACUGCUCCCCUGAGUCCCCUCUCGCUCAGAGAGAGAGAGAGCUAUGCAGGCUUACGGCUACCUAGUGUUGUGCCCUACCUCCUUCGACGGUGGUGGCUGUUCCAAAUUGAUUGUCCCAUGGUCCUGGCCCUCUUCCCGUUUGCGCCCUCGAUUUUCAGCUUCUGCCACCGUCGACGGCCGCCGGAAUCACUACGACGUGCUGGGCGUCUCACCAAAUGCUUCCUCCAUAGAGAUUAAGAGGGCUUUUCGUCUCCUCGCUCUCAAGUAUCAUCCUGAUGUUAACAAGGAAGGAGGAGCUAAUGAGGAUUUCAAGAGCAUCCGACUUGCCUAUGAUAUACUGAUUAAUGAAACAACAAGAACUGAAUAUGAUAGAGCCCUCCAUCAUCAUCAAAGUACCAGAAGGCCUUUGGGAGAUGAAUGGACCAUAAAUCCUGAAUAUGAGGAUGGGUUAAAGUUCUAUAGAUGGGCUUAUCUGAGGCGUAAAAUGCAACGGGAGAAAUAUUGGGAGCAAUAUCAUGCUAGGGAAGAGAAGUUUUCACCAUAUGAUGAUGCUGAUGAGGUGUCCGAGGAAGAAAACCCAGAUGAGGAGAGAGGCUCCUUCAUCGAGGUGCUAAAGUCAGCAUUCCUCUCUCUGUUUCUGAUGCAAACAGUAGGCAUCCGGCCAUCUCUCACAUUUAGUAGCCUUAUGGCUUUGAGUGACCGGAAAUUGGAUGCAGGAUAUAAGUUGGGUUUUUUAUUUGCAUGGAUAUUGGGAGGGAGGGCAGGCAUUUUGCUUACAAUGUUCCUAACUUUUGCAAGUUGGGUUUGUGGCAAAACAAGUAGCAGUGUUGUCGCUUUGGUAGUUGUUGCCAUGUGGUUUGGUUCAAAUCUUGCAAGGUAUGCUCCAUUACCCCAAGGUGCUGUUCUCACUCUUUUGUAUAUGUCAAUCAAGCUACAAGCUGAUCUAACCUGAAUCUGGUGGCUGCUACUGCAGUGUGUAAGGGUUACUAGUGCUUCAAUUCCAUGAGAUAUUUGUCAUUCUUUUCUGUUUUGUAAAUGUGUAUUCCACAGAAGUAGAGGGAAACAUCUGUAUAUCAUGUUAAACUAAGUUUGGUAAAGUGAGAUGAAUACUGUGUCUGUUAGGUAGAA